ACGGAGCUGUCCUGUGUGUGCGGCGCCUCCUCCUCUCUCCUGCUUGCUCCGGGCAGUUGUUUCAUGUGCUGCCUCGUAACAAGUUCAGCGGCUGAGAGUCAUGGUGCCUUAGAGGGAAGGGCAGGAGUGAAGCAGAGGACCGGCCUGCGCCUUCCUCCCUGGUGACUGCGCUGCCCCACUGACCAGCAUGGCACCCCGGAGUCUGUCCGAGCAGCCUGAAGCGGACCCCUCCCUGCCCCCGGACUCCUCCUCCAUACAGCACUCGGGGUGCAGUUGUCACAAGAGUUGCGGCAGCUGCCGGCUUUUCUUCGGCUUCUUUGCCCUGUCCCUGUCAUUGCACGUAGUCACUAUCUGCUGCUAUCUGGAGCUGCGCUCGGAGAUGCGCCGGGAGAUGGGAGCGGGGAGGUUCGCACGGGGCUCCGGCCCAGGGACGAACGACGACGAGGGGGACUUCUUCCAGCACAGGAGGACGGCGGUGCGGCUCUCUGACCUGCAGCAUCUGGCGGCUGGAGACCGGCGCCAGAUGGCCCUAUUAAAUCAUUUGAGUAGUGAAGACAGAUCACAUCUGGAAGAAGGCAUCAGGCUUUUACGAAGGACAAGGCGGAACAAAGGCAGCGAAGGCUCUGAGAAUCCAAGCUCAGGCAGAAACAAGAAAAAAGCAAAAAAAGUUGGGCCUCCAGGUCCAUCAGGACCUCCUGGCCCUGCAGGUCCUCAAGGGCCGCCAGGACCUCCCGGACCACCCGGAAUCCCAGGCAUUCCAGGUAUACCAGGAUCAAAUGCUAUGGGCCCUCCUGGGCCCCCUGGGCCCCCAGGACCUCAAGGACCACCUGGAAACCAAGGGCCUUCUGGAUCUGGAGACAGGACCACUUCUAGAGAUAUACAGCCAGCUGCAGUUCACUUACAUGGUCAGGACUCAGCAAUACAAGUAAAAAAUGAUCUUUCAGGUGGAAUUCUCCAUGACUGGUCCCGGAUUACCAUUAACCAGAAGGUGUUCAGGCUGCACACACGGAGUGGAGAACUGGAGGUGCUUGUGGAUGGUACCUACCUCAUCUAUAGUCAGGUAGAAGUUUACUAUAUCAACUUUACAGAUAUUGCAAGUUAUGCUGUGAUGAUUGAUGAGAAGCCAUUUCUGCAAUGUACACGAAGCAUAGAACCUGGUAAAACCAACUUCAAUACCUGCUACACUGCUGGAGUUUGCCUCCUAAAAGCCAAACAGAAGAUUGCAGUAAAGAUGGUUCAUGCAGACAUCUCCAUCAACAUGAGUAAACAUACGACGUUCUUCGGAGCCAUACGUCUAGGGGAAUUCCCAGGCUCAUAAAUUUUUUAGAAAGCAAAAAACUUUUAAGGAUCACAAAGUGUUACUAGCCCACUUGACUUAACAGAAGUCACAGUUUUUGUUUUUUUGCAAUGAAAAUCUGUGAUUGGUUGGGUGUAGUGGAGGACAUGAAGAAUUAAGUGGUUGUUUUAUGCUGAGAAUGGCACUGGAUAUUGCAUUCCUCAGAAGAAUAUGGACAAUUUUGCAAGUGUGGACCAUGUUGCCAGUACUGUUGGGAUUCUUGUUGCACUAGCUGGCCACUUCCCAUGCAAGGGAUCAUCAACGCUGGUGGACAAUUUUGAUAAAAAGAAAUACAAACUAUUUCUCCUGCAUUAUGUCUUAAUAAAUAAUAUAUACACAACAAAA
Bufo gargarizans (Asiatic toad) is the source of this 1681-nucleotide messenger RNA. It is a transcript of the gene EDA, whose product is annotated as ectodysplasin A. Gene Ontology annotation, cellular component: membrane. Gene Ontology annotation, molecular function: death receptor agonist activity; death receptor binding; tumor necrosis factor receptor binding. The record is from RefSeq and is a predicted model, not a curated record. The transcript has 8 exons. Gene Ontology annotation, biological process: immune response; animal organ development. Lineage: Eukaryota; Metazoa; Chordata; Amphibia; Anura; Bufonidae. The coding region runs from base 188 to 1318 and encodes 376 amino acids.